Monoraphidium neglectum is the source of this 738-nucleotide messenger RNA. RefSeq lists its product as hypothetical. NCBI's taxonomy places the organism in Eukaryota, Viridiplantae, Chlorophyta, Chlorophyceae, Sphaeropleales, Selenastraceae. The transcript has 8 exons. The record is from RefSeq and is a predicted model, not a curated record. The coding region runs from base 1 to 738 and encodes 245 amino acids. Gene Ontology annotation, molecular function: oxidoreductase activity.
AUGGCAAAAUACGAGGGCCUCCUCGACUUCCGCGUGCGGUGGUUUCCAUUCCAGCUCAACCCUCUGGCGUCGUAUGAGGGCGAGAACAAGCUUCAGAUGUACAAUGACAAGUUUGGGCCUGGCAGGGUGGCGCAGAUGAUACCCAUGAUGACGCGCACCUAUGCCGAGGAGGGCCUGCCCCCAUACAACAUGGACGGCCUGACCGGCAACACCCUCAACAGCCACCGCCUGCUGCUGUGGGCGGCGGAGGCGCACGGCCUGCAGGCGCAGAACCGGCUGGUGGACGAGCUUUUCAAGGGGCUGGGUCUGGCGGGGCCCUGGUGGGUGCGGCCGCCGGGGCCUGGUGGGUGCGGCGGCUGGGGCCUGGGCUACUUCACCGGGGCGCGCUUCAUCAACGACAGGGCCUUUCUCCUGGAGGCGGCCGCCGCGGCCGGCCUGCCCUCGGACGCUGCAGCAAAGGUUUUGGAUGACCCUGAGUCUUACCUUGAGGAGACACAGCAGGAGCUGCGGCGCUACCCUGGGGUGACGGGCGUGCCACACUUCGUGAUCAGGGCCGCGGGCGACCAGCGGCCCCUGGCGCGGCUCGGGGGCGCGCAGCCGCCGGAGGAGUUUCAGGAGGUGUUCGAGGGCAUUGUGGCGCGCGCGCAGCCGGGGGGGCCGGGGGCCAAGGCGGCGGCGGCGCCGGCCGGCGCCGACGGCGCGGCGUGCGGCGUGGGCGGCGGCGGCGGCGCGUGCUGA